Messenger RNA from Naumovozyma castellii, 759 nucleotides. Its product is annotated as SDR family oxidoreductase. The transcript has a single exon. The record is from RefSeq and is a predicted model, not a curated record. Lineage: Eukaryota; Fungi; Ascomycota; Saccharomycetes; Saccharomycetales; Saccharomycetaceae. Bases 1 to 759 code for a protein of 252 amino acids.
AUGGGUAAAGUUAUUAUUGUUACAGGUGUCUCGAGAGGUAUUGGGAAGUCCAUCGUCGAAAGAAUCUUUAAGUUGAGUUCUGAUGCCAUUGUUUACGGUAUCGCCAGAUCUGAAGCUCCCUUGAAAGCUCUUAAGGAAACAUACGGAGAUAGGUUCUUUUAUGUUACCGGGGAUAUCACUGACCAAGUCGCUUUGCAGAAAUUGGUUGAUGGUGCUGCCAAGGAACAGGGGAAGAUUGAUUCCGUCGUAGCCAAUGCUGGUGUCUUGGAACCCGUACAGGACGUCAAUCAUAUUGAUAUUGAUGCUUGGAAAAAGUUAUUCGAUAUUAAUUUCUUUUCUGUAGUGUCGUUGACUAGUAUUACAUUGCCCUAUUUGAAGAAGACCAAUGGUAAUAUUGUAUUUGUCAGCUCUGAUGCUAGUGAUAUGCAUUUCAGUAGUUGGGGUGCUUAUUCCGCUUCCAAGGCUUGUUUGAACAGAUUUGCAAUGACCGUGGCUAAUGAAGAACCAGCUGUCAAAUGUUUGAGUGUGGCUCCAGGUAUCGUUGACACAUCAAUGCAAGUAAACAUUAGAGAAAAUGUCGGGAAGGAUAUGACCUCUGAAGACCAUGCAAUGUUUAAGGACUUGAAGGAAAGUAACAAACUAUUAGAUAGUAAUGUUCCUGCCACUGUCUAUUCUAAAUUAGCUUUGAAUGGGAUCCCCGUUGAUGUUAAUGGUAAAUAUUUGAGUUUUGAUGAUCCAAUCUUGAAGGAGUUCGCUUAA